Molecule: messenger RNA, 319 nt
Organism: Paramecium primaurelia
Lineage: Eukaryota; Ciliophora; Oligohymenophorea; Peniculida; Parameciidae
Source: the annotation of a GenBank genome assembly
AUGAUUGUUUUAUUUUAAUAAGAAUAAUAUCAGAGGUUAUUUUUUUGUAAUUUACUCAUUUUAGAAUGACCAGAAUGAAGAAGAGAAAAAUGAAAAUAAAGGUAGACUAUAGAUAAAAUUCUAAAGUUUUAAGAAUAAUAAAUAGGUGUAAAAGCUGAUUGUAUUGAAACAACGAAAAUGGAAUAUUUUGUUUUUAAUCUUUAUUAUUAGAUAAACUAUAAACUAUUGCUAGUAAAUGGCUUCAUUAUAUGAGAUGACAGGAAUUAAGGAAAAAAAAACUAUGAAAUAGCAUUUCGAAUAUAAGAUAAGUACCAAAUGA